This is a messenger RNA of Corythoichthys intestinalis (scribbled pipefish), 9497 nucleotides long. RefSeq names its product calcitonin receptor-like a (gene calcrla). The record is from RefSeq and is a predicted model, not a curated record. The coding region runs from base 15 to 1619 and encodes 534 amino acids. Gene Ontology annotation, biological process: angiogenesis; adenylate cyclase-activating G protein-coupled receptor signaling pathway; cell surface receptor signaling pathway. Gene Ontology annotation, molecular function: adrenomedullin receptor activity; calcitonin receptor activity; calcitonin gene-related peptide receptor activity. The transcript is spliced from 13 exons. Lineage: Eukaryota; Metazoa; Chordata; Actinopteri; Syngnathiformes; Syngnathidae. Gene Ontology annotation, cellular component: plasma membrane.
CUUCGCAGCGUUCAAUGCGUGCAUACGUGUGUGUGAGAGAGACCUUAUGUGUGAGCGUGCAUCAUAUCUAUUCGCUGCGACGACAUUCAAGACUGGACCUCUAUUUUUUCAACUGGAUCCCUUUGCCACCUGGGACAGAACAUCCCCGACCUGCAGCUGUUAAAUCUUCCAAAAGCCUCAACAUUGCCAACAGGAAGAUGGAGAGCGCUGGGAAAAAUGGACUAGUGGCACUUAUGCUAAUGUGUUCUCUGACAAAGAUAUGUGUGAAGGCAAGUCUCGAGGUCAAUGAAACUCAGCAGCACCAUCCAACCAACGUGUAUCAUGACAUGGGACUCACCAGGAACAAGAUCGUUACGGCACAGUUCGAGUGCUACCAAAAGAUUAUGAAGGACAGUCCGUCAGACAGACUAGAACCCAUGUGUAAUCGCACUUGGGAUGGCUGGUUGUGUUGGGAUGACACCAGGGCGGGCAUCACCUCUGAACAGCACUGUCCUGACUACUUCCAGGAUUUUGAUCCUUCAGAGAUGGUUACAAAAAUUUGCACUGACAGUGGCCAGUGGUUCCUGCAUCCUGAGAGCAACCGCACGUGGACCAACUACACGCGCUGCAAUGAACACACCAGCGAAGGCAGAGUGACUGCAAUGAAUCUUUUCUACUUGGCACUCAUAGGACACGGACUAUCUCUGACCUCCCUCUUUGUCUCUCUUGGAAUAUUCUUCCAUUUCAAGAGUUUAAGUUGUCAGAGGAUCACACUGCACAAAAACCUUUUCUUUUCUUUUGUACUAAACUCUGUGAUCACCAUCAUUUGGUUGACAGCAGUGGCAAACAACCAGGAGCUGGUGCAGAGAAAUCCAACAAGCUGUAAAGUGUCCCAGUUCAUUCACCUCUACCUGUUUGGUUGCAAUUACUUCUGGAUGUUAUGCGAGGGAAUAUAUCUACACACACUGAUUGUGGUGGCGGUGUUCGCUGAAAAGCAACACCUCAUGUGGUACUAUCUCCUCGGCUGGGGUUUCCCUCUUAUUCCUGCUUCCAUUCAUGCAAUUGCAAGAAGUUACUACUAUAAUGACAACUGUUGGAUCAGCUCCAAAACGUCACUGCUAUAUAUAAUCCACGGUCCGAUCUGUGCCGCUUUACUGGUCAAUCUGUUCUUUCUGCUAAACAUCGUAAGAGUUCUCAUCACCAAGCUCAAGGUGACACAUCAAGCCGAGUCGAGCCUCUACAUGAAAGCUGUGAGAGCGACCCUCAUCUUGGUGCCGCUUCUGGGCAUCCAAUACGUCCUGCUUCCGUACAAGCCCGAAGGACGUGUUUCCUCAGAAAUAUACGACUACAUCAUGCACAUACUAAUGCACUACCAGGGCCUCCUGGUAGCCACCAUCUUCUGCUUUUUCAACGGAGAAGUCCAAGCGGUUUUACGCCGGCACUGGAACCAGUACAACCUCCAGUUUGGCAGCAGUGUUGGAAACCAUUCGGACGCCCUGCGCUCAGCUUCCUACACGGCUUCCUCCAUCACUGAGGUGCAAGGCUGCUACAGCAUCGACAGCCACUCAGAACACAUGAACGGCAAAGGAUGCCACGACACGGAAGCGUCCAUCCUGAGGUCGGAGAACCCCUUCGCCUGACCACAACGUCACCUCCAACUCAACCCUCAGCCGUCCCUAGCGCCGACUCACUGAGACUUGACUGUUUGAGGCUGAAGGAAAAAGACAACAUAUUAAUCACCACCAUCACGUUGACAAAAGCCCAUUAAAUACCAUGGUAAAUAUAAUUUACAGAAGGCCUUGGCUUACAAUGCAUUACAGUGAAUGCUUUGGAACUGAUUAGUGCCAAACUGACAAAUCUCUACCUGCCUCGUUUGUAAUGGCGAAGACCCUCGAGUAAUCGCUUUUGUUUCUUCUUCAGACAAAAAAAUCACCUUAAAGUGUUUUAGGGGUCCACUGGAAGAUCAGAAUGACAUUUUCCUGGAUCAACACAAACUUGGGAGGACACGUCUUUCACAACAGGACACAUGAAAAAGUGUCAAUAACCCAUGACUGAGCGAAUUUGAAAAGGAAGUUGGUUGUUCGGGUGUGUGUGAAUCAGCCAUUUUGGAUUCGUUUCUUGACUUGCAUUUUUAGGAUUUCCUAAAAAGGAUUCUCUAACAAAUGAUCCUAAAGUAUCCUACAGAGACAAGUGUACAACUACAACAUUAGUAAUCAUCAAUAUAUCAUAUCCUUUGGCUAUUUCUGUUCAAUAGUCUAGCCAGCAGCACUUCAAUGAGUGUAAAAUGUAUUCGAUACAGAGCAUAUAGUCAAUGGGGUGAGCUCUUUUUGAGAUUCUGCCUUUACAAGUUGAACAUAUUUUGCCCAAAACUUAAAGAAAUCAUCCCCCUGAUAAGAGUUGGAAUUGAAAAGGAAGUCUACAUUUUGGCCUGCAUAAGACUUUUGGAUUAAAGUUCAAUCUAGGGCUGCAACUAAUUAUUAUUUUUAUAAUUGAUUAGUCGGAAAAUUAAUUAAUCGCAUAAAUGUCACUUUUUUUCAAUUACCUUUGCAAUUUAACUUGAAGUUGUUUUAGGCAUGUUGUAAGUAACAAGACGAAAUGGAUGACUAUUUCCUUAAAAAAUAAUAUCUUAUUACAGCUUCAUGACUUAACUGUAGUCUGCAACUGUACUGUUUUAAGUACAUAAAACAUGUUAAAUUUUUUUUUUUUUUUUUUUUUUUGUAUAAAACAUAAAAUUAAAUUCUCUGUACACAAAUAAGACAAAAGUCCUGUUCAUUCAACUAAAAAACAGUGGUGUUUAUCUAGUGGGCAUAGCGCUGAUAUAAAUUUUGUCGAUUAUUUUACAAUCCAGAUCCAAUUUUAAAGCACACUCUCUUGUAUGACAAUUUACAGUUUGAGUUUGACUAUUUACAGUUUGAGUUUGUGUUGAAAGGAGACUCUAAGCUGUUAUAUGAAUUGUUUUUUGUGUGUGGUUUCUUUACUUUAUAAACAUACCGUAUUGGCCCGAAUAUAAGACGACCCUGAUUAUAAGACGACCCCCUCUUUUUUAAGACUCAAGUUUGAAAAAAGACUUUUUGAACACCAAAUUAAUUUUUAUACAGAAAAUAAUUACAGUACAUCUGAAACAAAUGAUUAUAACAAUAUAUUUGAGAGAAAAAGCAUGUUAUUUUGCCUCAUUCAAAUCUUUAGUUUUCAUAUUUAAAUGUUCAGAUCUUAAGUGCAAUCACAUUCGUAAAUGAAUGGCUUCUGGUUUGUGAAAUGUAAAUAGACCAAUCUAUUGUGAUAAAACAACAAAAUUGCAAUAACUGCAUUAACCAUCAAAGUGAAGUCUAACUGUAACUGUAGUCUUGAAACAAAUCUGAAUAAGGAAAAACAUUGCAAUAAAAUAAUGAAAACUUGUUAAACUUGAGAGUAGCUGAGAUCUGUCAUGACAGAACAUCGCUUCAAUGAUAUCGGGCGCCAUCUAGCGUCGCGAAUGGGUAUUACGUCUAGACCGCAAAUAUCAGAAGACCCCCACUUUUUCAGUCUUAUUUCAAUGCAAAAAACACCGUCUUAUACUCGGGCAAUACGGUAAUUCAAGUGCUAAUUGCUUCACAAUACAAACAGACAUUUGAGACAAUAACUAGCAUAAUCGCAAACUAGCUUCGCACUCCGUGCUAAGUAGUAACGUCUCAUCAACAAAGAAUACAAACAAUACAAUUGGCUUCAUUAACUCACCUCUAACGGAAGCAUACUGUAUCUAACAACACAAAAGGCAAUCUAACUCUCGACACUUCGUAAUAUUGAUUCAGCAACCCAACCUAAGUGUAGCUGUGAACUUUCUCUCUCUCUUCCUCUUAACACUGGCGUGUGCACAGCCUCACGUUACACACAAACAAGGACCCAAACGGGACUGCUAAUAGCUGCCAGCAAAAAUCGAAUUAAAGCAACACUUUGUAACUAUUCAGUUUGGCCGAUUUUAGUGACGCUGGUGGACAAAAGCGGGAAUGUUAUGCCUUAAGGAAGACUGCAUUUCCCAGGCUACCCCCCCAUCCCACCCGAACUCAUCAGAACUGACGAGUUCGGUUGAGGGGGAGUUGGGUGGUGGAUGUCACGCCAGCGAGUGAAAGUUAGGCCAAAUCUUAUUCUGUAUAUCCUCUCUUUUUUUCCCUUUCUCAAACAAUACUUUUUGUCUCUUGUUGCUCUCUAUCUUUGCAGCAUUCACGCAAAAGCGCUGGCAUCAACUUCCAUCUGUAUAAUGAAUUGGGAAAGAGGGAAGUGACGUAUGCUUUAAAGCAGUCAGCACAUUUGUAGUUUUUUUGUGUGGCAGGGUUCCUGCCACCCUCCUGAAAGUUAAUUAGUGCUGAUGAAGGUGAUAUAGACCCCCUCAAAAUAUAAAAGAGGUGUCAUUCAACUAGUUAUCAGUAGACAUCUUAUCACAAAUGUUAUGAAAAUAUUUUAUAAAGGUUGAAAAGUUACCUAGUGUUGCUUUAAUUGACACCUAAUUUAUUAAUCGUUUAGUUGUUGCAGCCUUAGUUCAAUCAUUUCAACGAUUUGUUAUGAAAGAGGGGUUUACCUUUAUUUUUGUUUUUCCCCAUACAUAACAUGGAAACAAUGUUUCAUUUAUUGUAAAUUUUAUUACAUUCAUAUUUCAUAGCACAGUAAUUUAUCCAUUGUUUUUGUGAUAAAACUCAUUACUGUAUUUAUUCAUGCUGUUGAUAAGCUUACUUUUUUAGUUACAGUAAUACAGUCUGCUGUAUUAGUUUAACUAAAAAACCAACAAAUAUUUUAAAAAUUUGUCUCAUCUUUGUUAAGAGCUCGGAAGCAGAGGUUUUUUAUACUAAUCAAGCAAUCAGUGCAAUGACGGGAUUUUUGGAGGUAGACUGGGGGCAGAUCAUAAAAUGUCACGUGAAUAUGCUUUGGUAGCAUUCACAUUUGAGAACCGCAGCUUCAAACACUGGAAAGAGCGGGGAGGGGUUAUGUGCAGAAGAUUUUACUGUUCAACACUACAAUAGUGCCAUGUAUAAAAUGACGCAGUGUUGAUAUGAUCUUGUCUUUUUCUCCCCAAACAUUGUUUUCUUGAAGGGAAAAACAACACCUAUUUUAAAUGGCCUUCAUGUGAAAGCCGGUUGCAUAAAAUAUUUAAGCAUACUGCUUCGACCUCUGAUAAUGAUGAAAAUAAUUUUAAAACAUAAAAAAAUGACAGCGCUAACUAGCGCAGCCAUUUUGGGAGAUCCGUUAUACCCAUGCACAUACGCAUUGAUAGACUCGAGCACAGGUGCACGUGAUAACGUGUAUAAAUUAUGGCGAUACGGAAUACAGUAAUUUUCAGACUAUAUGGCGCACCUGACUAUAAGCCGCCACCCACCAAAUUUGACACGAAAACGGCAUUUGUUCAUAGAUAAGCCGCACUGGACUACAAGCCGCAGCUGUUCUCACCGUAUUAUGGGAUGUUUACACCAAAAGAUAUUAACUGGUAACACUGUAUUUUUCAGCGGCAUUAUAAGAUGUCAUAAGACCAAACGAACCACCAUGAAGCUUCGAACCAAUUGGCUGCAAAGCUUCAUUGCUUCAAGAAGCUUCAUUUGGCCAUCAAUGCUCCAUUGGAGGAGUCAAUCAUCUUCUGCUGCCACCUGCUGUAAACACUGUUGUCGUCCAACAUGCUUCCUAGCAUGCAUUGGAGCGCCACAGAUGAAAAAUAACAAUCAAAAAUUCAUGUUCUCUGCUAAUUAUUUCUUCAGUUACUUUUCCAAUUGUUUCAUUAAUUGCUAGCUAGGGUAUUUAGUAACACUUUAUUUGACAGUGGCACCAUAAGACUGUCAUGAGACCAUCUUAAUUAUGACAUAACACGGCCAUUAGCGUUAAUGAAUGCUUAUGACAGAUGUCAUUUUGUGUCAUCUGGCAAAUUAUCUCACUUUUGAAUGAAUGUAAAAGUUCCGAGAUGGACAAAAAUGAAGUUAGUGACAUACCGUAUUGGCCCGAAUAUAAGACGGCCCUGAUUAUAAGACGACCCUCUCUUUUUCAAGACUCAAGUUUGAAAAAAGACUUUAUGAACACCAAAUUAUUUUUUUACAGAAAAUAAUUACAGCACAUCUGAAACAAAUGAUUAAGAGAAAAAGCAUGUUAUUUUGCCUCUUUCAAAUCUUAAUAUCUGAACAUUUAAAUAUCUAAACUAAAGUGCAAUCAAAUUCGUAAAUGAAUGGCUUCUGGUUUUUGACAUGUAAAUAAACCAAUCUAUUGUGAUAAAACAACAACAUUGCAAUAACUGCAUUAAUACUAGAACUACCAAGUGUGGAUCAGUUGAUACAAAUCACAUUUGUAACCAGAGAAGAAUCAUCUGACCAUAAUCAGCAUAUCUUUUGUGAGCACUAUGGUCUUCAUUAGUCAUUCCCAUUCACACUUGCAAAACCACAGGGUUGUAUUACUCCAAUUAGCAUCUUGAGUGUUUGCGGGGCAGGGGUGCCUUGGCUAAUGGUGGAAGGGUAAACUGGUGUUAUUCUAGCUGAACUGUUGUCACUUUCAAGCCCAGAAGACAGGUUGUGCUGAAAAAAAAAAAACACCAUAAAAUUGACCAAACUACUGACAGAAUGUGACUUUUCUUUUUAGGUGUUUACUUGUCCCUUCAACUCUUCCAGUUUUAUCCUCUGUGUAAACCAAACAUACUAGUCAGGUUUUCUUUUCUUUUCUUUUUUUUUUUUUUUUGCAACUUCAUGCAUGGAACCAUACUGUGGUCAGAAUUACAGUAUGUCUCACUUAUACUGUAUGUGUGUAUAAACUGUAUGGAGACAGAAAGGUGUCAAUGAAUGGUUGUCUGAGACAAUGAACACCUUUAGAGGUCAUUUUCUCUCCCUCUUCUGAAUAGGCUUGUCCAGUUGGAUAGAACAGUUGUUGCUUGUCGGACAGUGGACCGCUCAGGCAGUCAAUUGGGUGGACAACCUUUUUACAUCUUCCAAAAGCUGCAGGACGGUGUAAUAAAAACCAAAACAUUUUUAUGUGGUGACAUACCACACUUCGCCCUUUUCCCAGGGCUAGGUGUUGGAGGUUGUUGCCGAAGCAAUUUUUCCUUCUGCGCCUUCUUUGCGCCCAAAUGAGAGUGAGCCAAUUCCUUUGCAAGACCCACCAAGAAGUGCACCUGUCUAUCUCAUAUUCAAGAUGCUAAUUGCAGCUUUUCAGAGUGAACCCCCCCACCCCUCCACACCUAGGCAGUGACUCAACGGGUGUGUGUAGUGGGGUGUCCUGCUUGAAUGCUUUCUGAGUGGCCUAUUGUUUGACAAAGCCCAGUAGUCAAUUUGGUAUGGGGGUCAUUUGACGCCUUUCUGGUAUUUCUUUAUAGCCAAAAAAAAAGAAAAAAAAAAAAAAAAAAAGAAACCCCGGGAGUUCCGGUGUUAACCAUAACGCGUCGCUUUGGCCUGGGGAGUCAAGUUCAGCAUUCGCUUCAAUGAUAUCUGGCGCCAUCUGGCGUCGUGAAUGGGUAUAAUGUCUAAACCCCGAAUAUAAGCGACCCCCACUUUUUCAGUCUUAUUUCAAUGCAAAAAACACCGUCUUAUAUUCGGGCCAAUACGGUAAUUAUUUAACAUCUGUCAUAAGCAUUCAUUAAUGACCAUGACAAUGUCAUGUCAUUAUUAUGAUGGUCUUAUGGCAGUCUAAUGACGCCGCUGUCAAAUAAAGUGUUACAUAUUGACCCAAAUGAAUCAACAAAUAAGGCGCACUAAGAUGCAUGAUUCAAAAUGAGGGGAAAAUGUAGCUGCUUAUAGUCCAAAAAUUAUGAUACUUACAUUUGAUUGGCUAAAAUAGUACAGGUAUUGAUAAAAUGUCUGCUCCCAUAUCGGGUGUCCACUUCCUGGAAAUUGUCUCUUUUAAAUAAGUUUUUCCUCCUCUAUUAGACAUCAGAAAAAUGAAAUUCUGCAUUUAAAAAAAAAAUUGAAACAGGAUUAUUUCCACUGGGAUUCACGUAAUAAAGGUGUUGUAUUUCCCUUAAAUAAUUCUAACUGGAGAUUUUUGUUUUACAUGAUGUACGGCAUUCUGACUAAACUUGGCCCUGGCAAUGAAAUACAAGUAAACAAGACUGAUAUGAAAAAACACACACAUGGGUUUUCCAGUUAACAUACAAAACUAAACUAUCAAUCAUGUUGCGAGAUGAGUCCAAAAAAAAGCAGGUGUAAAUACGUUCUGUGGUGAAAAUGAGUGAGCAGCGUGUAUGUGUGUGCACAUGGUUUAUAUUUACAGUAUUUACGAGUGCAAUAUAUUCCGAAGCCUUCAAGCGUGGAGCAUUAUUUGACAGUCUGUGUGACAUUAGUAGAGCAGAACAAAAAAGAAGUGUUAGACAAGGGUAUCCACUGCAUUAUUUACUGUCAUGUUUGGUAAGGUUCUCACGUCUUUUCCUAUUGAAUGUCAGGAACCUCUGUGGGCCGCCAUAUUAUCACUUGACAUGCUAUAAUUUUAUUGUGUAAAUAUUUUUUUUAAGCCUCCCACUGUGAAAAUGGAACCCAAACAAUCAUGUGGUCAGAUCUAAACCCACUUGAGCAUGCUAAAUGCAGUAAUGAUAUUUGCCUGCUAUAACUGUCAAUGGCAGUGAAUGAGUUAAAGUGGUUAAUUAAAAAUGCUGUCACUGUCCAAAUACAGCAGCACUAUUUUUAUAUGAUCAACUCUGCCACCCGGAGGAAAACUAUUUCAAGAAUGUUAUGUUUCCAAUGACAAAGGACGCUUGGAAUUUACCCAGUUGUGACGGAUCAUAAUGGUUUCAUUUAGUUAAAAUAUCACGACCAUGGUGACUCCAUUGUGUAUUUUAUGUACAGUUUAACUUUUGAUGAUGCUACAAGGAGGUUGUGAAGUCCCAGUGACCCUUGUGGUAUCACGGUGUAAUGUAGUAAGACAAAAGCAUUUGUCUAUGUUUAUACUGUACUGUAUUCUACUUUGGUAGUCUUAAGUGACACCGCUCUGCUGUUUGAAUGUAACUGUUGGCAAAUUUUGUGAUGUGAAAAAAAUUAUAUUUACAUACAAUGUCUAUUUUUAUUACUCUUCCACUGAACAAUUUCGCUAUAGUCUAUGUAUCUUCGUAAGAGAACAGUAUAGCACAGCACCUGUUUGUUUGUUGUGUAUAGCAAACUUUAGGAUGUUUAGUUUCUUUAGUUCAUUGUGAAGGAAUAUAACUCACCAACACUUUCUUACACUGACCUAAUAAAAGGUAAUUACAAUAUUUACUGUUGCCAUGAUUGUUGUAAGUCUACACUGUGUGCUAAAUUCCUAACAAUGAUGACUAAUUACAACCCUAACAAUUCUCGCUUUUAUUGAUUGUUUGAGGAUGGAAUAAUUGCCCCCAAGAGUUUGAAGGAUGCUCUUUAGGGUUUAGAUCAGGGGAUGAUGGUUCUUCUCUUGAUACUCACAGUGUAACAAUUAAAGUUUUAAUAGUUUAGAACCCUUAGAGACGCGUGUCUUAUUAAGUGUUAUAUAGGGUCACUAAACGUCCUCUAUUGCACGGAUAUGACCACUUUUUACAACCUGUCCAGGGCGUCCGGUACGGUUUUAUAAAUUCAUGAAAAUGU